This is a messenger RNA of Octodon degus (degu), 823 nucleotides long. It is a transcript of the gene Enho, whose product is annotated as energy homeostasis associated. Bases 501 to 731 code for a protein of 76 amino acids. Gene Ontology annotation, cellular component: plasma membrane. The transcript has 2 exons. The record is from RefSeq and is a predicted model, not a curated record. Gene Ontology annotation, biological process: positive regulation of Notch signaling pathway. NCBI's taxonomy places the organism in Eukaryota, Metazoa, Chordata, Mammalia, Rodentia, Octodontidae.
CGAGCUCAGCCGACGGUCCCCGGCCGUAGCCGAGCCCAGCCGAACGUAGCCGAACCCCGCGCCGUUCCCGCCGCCGCCUCCCGAGUGAGCUAGCGGCCGCGGCAGUGGAGGAGGCGCCGCCCCAGGGGAGGAGGUGCCGGCUCGCCGCAGACCGCCCGCGGCAGAGGCCGCCCCGGUCGCGCCGCGGCGGGAGCGGCUGAGGGGGAGGCCCGGGGGAGCGGACGUCUCCCCUGCCCGCCUCCCGCCUCCCGCCGCUCGCCGCCCCCCUCCCGAGCUUCAGUCGCGCUGAGCAUUCUCUGCCCCGGACCCUCCCGCAGGCGCGCACCGUGCUGAACUCAGGCUCACGACUGCAGGCGGGCAUCUGCACCACCUGGGAAUCACUCAGUGUGCAGACAGGACAGCCUCCUUGGAAAGCUGACCAUACCGGAGUUCUGACUCGGCAUGGGCCUUGCCAUUGAGGCAGCUCAGCUCUCUGUGCUGGUCUGAGGGUGCUGCCUGUCAUGGGGGCAGCCAUCUCCCAAGGGGCCCUCAUCGCCAUCGUCUGCAACGGCCUCGUAGGCUUCUUGCUGCUGCUGCUUUGGGUCAUUCUGUGCUGGGCCUGCCACUCUCGCUCUGCCGACGUCGAUUCUCUAUCUGAAUCCAGUCCCAACUCCAGCCCUGGUCCUUGUCCUGAGAAGGCACCACCACCCCAGAAGCCUAGCCAUGAAGGCAGCUACCUGCUGCAGCCCUGAAGGCCCCUGGUCUACUGUGGAGCCUGGGACCUGAGUCUACCCCACUCAGAGCCUGGAAUCAGGAUAUCAGAGUUGAAUCAGCCUCGGGUCCA